GCUUAUCACCCCGGCCGGGGACAGCGCUGCGCCAUGGCAGAACUGCCCAGCUGCUGCCGUCCCUGCACCACCUGCCUGCUCUGCCUCUACAGCUGCCGAUGGAUCAGCGCCAAGAAAGAGAAGAGGAAGGGCCUGAGAACCACCAAGUGCGACUGCAGCUGGUUCCUCUUCCUCUUCUGCGUCUUCCUCUUCACACUGGUGUGGCUGUACUUCGCCAUGGUCAUCCUCAAUGAUUUCCACAACUUCAAUGAGUUCAUCUACAAACACAAGAAGCUGUGGCUCGACUGGUCCCUGGUCCUGCUCAUAGCAACAGCAGUGCUGAUCACCUACUCGGCUGUGCUGCUGGUCCUUGCUUUGUGCUUGCAGCUCUGCGGACAGCCCUUGAAGCUGCACUGGGUGCACAAGAGCCUGCUGAUCUUAACCGCCCUCGUGGUGGCUGCAGCCUUCACAGGGCUGGGAAUAAAGUGGGCGGAAGAGUGGAGAAGUGCACGCAUCUCCCUGCAGGCAACGGGUCCCUUCCUGCACAUUGGCAUCGUGGGGGGAAUGACGCUCCUUGCCUGGCCGCUGGCCAGCUUCAUCUACCGCAGCUGCAGCACAGGUCUCAAGGUGUUUCUGCUGCUCGUCUACUGUGCAGUGAUGAUUGCUCUGUAUCUGGCUCCCCUGGCGAUUACCUCCCCCUGCCUCAUGGAGGAGAACCAGCUGCCCCCCAAGCCAGCCCUGGUGGGCCACCGAGGGGCCCCCAUGCUGGCGCCCGAGAACACCCUCAUGUCGCUGCACAAGGCGGUGGGCUGUGAUGUGCAAGUCUUUGAGACAGACGUCAUGGUGAGUGCUGACGGGGUCCCGUUCCUCAUGCAUGACGAGAAACUCACCAGGACCACCAACGUGCAGGCUGUGUUCCCCGAGAGGGCCUCGCUCAACAGCACUGCCUUCAACUGGACAGACCUGCAGCAGCUGGAUGCUGGCAGCUGGUUCCUGGAGCGGAGGCCCUUUCCCACUGUGCAGAGUCUUUCUGUUGGUGACCGCAACCAGGCGAGUAAGCAGAAGAUCCCAUCCCUGGAACAGGUGCUGGAAGCAGCCAAGCAGAGCAAUAUCUCCAUCAUGUUUGACCUCCGGCCUGAGAAUCACACCGAUUACCAGAGCUUUGUCAAUGCCACACUGGACACAAUCUUGCAGUCAGGCAUCCCGUUACAGCAGAUCCUCUGGCUGCCAGAUGGGUUCAGGGAACAGGUCAAGCAGCAAGUCCCAGGCGUUCAGCAAGUUUAUGGCCGGAAGAGACUCCGGAAUGAGAAGGAGCCACUGCUGCAUGUUAAUCUGCCCUACCAAGACAUGAGCUCUGAGGAGAUCAGGCAGUACCGUCGGGACAACGUUUCCGUCAACUUGUACGUGGUAAACCAGCCCUGGCUCUUUUCUGUGCUGUGGUGUGCUGGGGUGAGCUCUGUCACGACCAACGCUUGCCAGGUGCUGAAGGAGAUGAAGCACCCCAUCUGGCUGCUCCCCAGCAGCACAUACCUCAUGAUCUGGAUUGUUGCAGACUGUGUCUCCUUCCUUAUGAUCCUCUGGGCCUUCCUCCUGGUGAAGAAAUGCUCCAAGAGAAGACAGCCAGCAGAGUCUGAGACAGACGUGCUGCUCACGAAGAUUAACAGCCUGAUGCAAGAGUGACCCCUCGGGCCUGCAUCAGCCGUGGGGAUGGGCAGCUGGAGACAUGCCCAGCUCGAGUGGGGAGUGCUCUUCUGGCCAGCUUCAAGGCUCCUUUCCUUUGCAGACUCCUUCUGAGCUUCCAGUUCCUCAUAGCCCUCCUGGUUCCUAGCGCAGUGCAGAAGUGGCCUGGAGCUGGGCUCCUUGUUCCCUCUAGCAGAGUUGGGACAGUGCCCAUGCAGGGAUUUCCUGGUGCUGGCUUGUGCCCCGGGGUUUGAGCAUUUGUUCAGCAGUGCUGGGGCCAGAACCUCAGCCCUGGGGUGCUGCUUUGAAGGCUAGUGGGGAUUUUAGUCCCUGUGUUGUGCAGGGGUAUGGCAGUCUCUGCCUGUCACCAGCAGCUGUGCAGCCAGUUCCUGGGGAGGUGAUGACCUCUUCACCAGGAAACAUUUAAUGUGCUGCUGCCCAGGGGCUUGGACUGCUCUGUGGCAUGGGGAAUAGGAAGGGAGCUGCAAGGGAAGGGGCUUUUUAGAAGACAAAUAGGGAUGGAGAGGGAGCAGAGCCCCUCCAAACGUAGUGCUGGGCACAGGAGUCCUGCUCUUACUGCUGGCUUCAUGCUUGUAGGUCAGGGUGCCAGCACCCAACCCAGCUGGUGGAAGAGGGAGCUGGGGCUGUGUUUGGAGAGAGUCUGUCCUGGGGCAGAAAGCACGUCUUGGGGCACAUCCCUGGCUGGGCCACGGUCACGCUCCUGCCGCUUCUGGGGCACAAGGGAAGGGAGCAGUGUUGCGCUCCGGCACUUUGCGGCAGGGCCUCGCACUCGGAGAGGGCAGUCCGUUUUACUCGUUCCUUGCUAUUUAUGUCAAUAAAUCAACCGAGACGUAGA
Struthio camelus australis is the source of this 2515-nucleotide messenger RNA. The record is from RefSeq and is a predicted model, not a curated record. NCBI's taxonomy places the organism in Eukaryota, Metazoa, Chordata, Aves, Struthioniformes, Struthionidae.